This is a messenger RNA of Fusarium verticillioides 7600, 2463 nucleotides long. RefSeq lists its product as hypothetical. The coding region runs from base 808 to 2196 and encodes 462 amino acids. Lineage: Eukaryota; Fungi; Ascomycota; Sordariomycetes; Hypocreales; Nectriaceae. The record is from RefSeq and is a predicted model, not a curated record. Gene Ontology annotation, molecular function: transmembrane transporter activity. Gene Ontology annotation, cellular component: fungal-type vacuole membrane. Gene Ontology annotation, biological process: transmembrane transport. The transcript is spliced from 2 exons.
CAUGGAAUCGCGUGUCGCGUCAAGCAACAAAUGCCUGAGGCCCCCGAAUUCGAUGCGGUUCCACGGUCUCACAGCCUGCGAAUACCGUCGCUUGUAUCCCCAAGACUAGAAUAGUCUUAUCGCCCGAGCGAGAACAACAUGCUCUGACAAUGAGAUCUAGUUGACGUCACCUGCAACGGUCCACGGAAGAAAGUCACCGAAACAUCGUGAUCCUGACCGCAAUUUCUCAAGCAUCAGGAAAUAAAUAAUGCUCUUUCGGAUUUAAUUACCUAUUCAUUAACUUCGUUCGUGCUCUGUACCUUUUUUCGCUUAGUUUGUGCUUGGGUAGUGGCUUUCUUUUUGAUCGGACGCGCAAAUGUCUCUCGCUCAGCAUGUAACCCAGACUGAGGGCUUCGAUUACGAAGGCCCAGCGAAUCCCAGCUACGAGGGCCCGAGUUAUCCGAGUGUUUCACCUGGCUUUGGAUCGGGAAAUACUCUUGUUCCUGGCGAUGAAUGCGAUCAAAGCGGUGACCGAUCAGAAUGGCGACGAUUGAAUUUUGCCCCUGUUGAGGUUGCUAAGAAAUUGCCCAACAUUGCUGCUUACAAGGUCUCCAACCUCAAGCGCUACGGUAAGCAACACAGUCCGAGUCAAUUGAGACGCACAGCUAACUUGGUGCAGUUCAGGUAGCGACUGGUAUAAUCGCCUGUUGGUUCGCAGCAGGCAUCGUCUUCGGUUUUGCUGCACUCAAGCCAAUUCUUAUCAAGGAGGGCAUCUACUCCGAUCUCUGCCCGGUGGUGGACUACAGGAUCCCAUGCGCUGAGCAAGACAUGCGCUUGAACCUUUUGUUCAUCUCAGCGUCAAUCUCUGCGAACGUUUCUUCUCUUUUGGCCGGCUCUGUCCUUGAUCGCUUCGGUCGACGAGUGUGUUGGCUGGUCUCGAGUGUUCUGCUCGCCAUCGGUUCGUUGAUGAUGGCCAUCUCAUUCUCGCAUCCCGGCUUCCACGGAUAUCUCAUCGGUAAUAUACUUCUUGCUUUCGGUGGUACAUUUAUCUUCGUCUCUAGCUACCAACUAGCGAACGCGUUUCCCAGAUAUUCUGGACUCAUCGUCGCGCUCGUCACCGGCGCCUUUGAUGCCUCGGCUGCCGUGUUUUUGUUCUAUCGCAUGGCUUAUGAUGCUUCCGACGGAUCAUUUUCACUCGACAGAUUCUUUUACGGCUACAUUUCCGUCCCGGUCGCCAUUAUAAUGGCUGAAUUCCUGUGGAUGCCAGCGCACUCGUACCAUACCCUUCCGCAGCUCGAGCAGAAAAUCGAGCACGCCCAAGACCGCACUCGCGAUGUUCACCAAUCUGAUGAAGAGAUCGACAAUACAAACGAACUUAGCCGCGUUCGAAGUGCACGAGCCGGCCAGAGAAAGGCUAAACUUGAGAAGAUUGAGCAACUCGCUGGCGAUAGUCAAGAACGGGGCGAGCGAGUCAGAGAAGAGGAGGACCGACAGGAAGCCAGCGGUGUUUGGGGUGUUCUCCACGGAAUGCCAGCCCACAAGCAGAUGAUGACGCCUUGGUUCGUUCUCAUUCUCGUUUUGACGAUUCUUCAGAUGAUUCGCAUGAACUACUUCAUCGCUGGUGUCAGAUCGCAGUACCGAUACAUGUUGGGCUCCGACAAAGCCGCCGAGCGUAUCAAUGAGUUCUUCGAUGCUGCUCUCCCCAUUGGAGGCGUCGCCGCGACGCCUUUCAUUGGAAUCUUGCUCAACAACCUGAGUGUUCCCGCUACCUUUUCCGUUUUGACGGUGUUUAUCAUCGUUAUUGGAGUCCUGAACUGUAUUCCGAACAUAAUUGCUGGAUACUUCACAGUCGUUGCUUUCGUAUUCUUCCGUCCUCUGUAUUAUUCCGCAGUUUCUGACUACGCCACCAAAGUCUUUGGUUUCGCCACGUUCGGGCGCAUUUACGGAACGGUUACUUGCGUCUCCGGAAUCACGCAGCUCAUUCAAUCCGGACUCGAUGCGCUUACUCAUGGUCCACUACACGAUGACCCAACGCCCGUCAACGCGACUUUGGGCGCCGCUGGAGCCCUGGUAGGGCUCAUCUUGACCAUCUUCAUUACUGUCAAGGGUAGAGUCUUUGUCGAGAAGAGGGUUGAGAUGUGGGCCGACGGUGAGAGAGAACGACUCUUGUCAGAAGAUCGGAUCGGAUAUGGAACGGGUCACGAAGUUCAAGAAUAACCGAAGACUCUAUCAGAUGUUUCAUGAGCUCGUUUUGAAGUCACUUCGCAGGUUACAUUGCAUUUCUGUGAUGUCGGAAUCUUCUAAUAGUUAUCUGCCAUGGAUUAUGUAUACUUACGGGAAUUUGGAUCGGAUCAAACGCUAUUGUAUGGGCAUCCUACUUUGAGUUCUUACCGACUGAAUCUAUAAAGAUAUAAAAAGGAUAUGAUGCAGGAGUUUGCUGGCUAUAGAUAUUCACGCUAAUUCAUUUAUCAUUAUUACUGACUC